GCCAGUCUGGCUCUCCGACUCCUGCAGCACACACACUCGAUCAGGAGCCGAGCUUGCGCAGGUGAGAGACUGGCUCGCCGGGCAACAGGGAAAGCUUUUCAUUCCCAUCCGGUGAACAUCUGGUCGACAUUUCAAGCUUUGGACAUUAUUUCGCUCAGUGAUUUUGGCGUGUUUUGUGCCCAGCGACGUAAGGGAGUCGUGCAGUAUUGUAGUGAGGAAAUAAAUUACUGAAAUAUUUCUUAUAGGCUACAAGCUAAUGAAAAACAAGUGACAAAAUCUACAAAACCUGAACCUGCGAUCAUAAUGGAGCUUUCCAGUGAAAAUAUUGGUGGACAUAUAAUUCGGGAGACGGAGCUCCCGCUUCCUCCAAAAGAUUCGAGUCAUGUUGCUCUGAGCGGAUCGUCUCAAGCAAAUGCGAGUGAGCCCGAGAUCACGACUUUCAGGAGACGGAAAAGAAGCUACGACAGUUGUGAUAGUGACUCGGAUGAUGGCAGCAACAAAUGCUUAAAACUGGAUUACGACUCAGACUCCGUGGGGAAUUGUCUCGUAAAAGUAAGCGAUCGGAAGUUCGACAGCUACGCCGGGCUUUCGAGCGCUCAAAGGUGGAAAGGUAAAUACCAGUUUCUAACAUCUUACAGUCUGCGGCCGCGACAAAGGUUGAGGAAAUGCUGGAGCGAAGGAGAUGCUGACAUAGUAUCAAAUAGCGGGUCACGAAAGGGCAGUCGUUGUCGGAUGGCAAAUCGAGUCACUUUGUCAAAGUAUCGACGAAACACAGCCAAUGCGCGAGAGCGAGAACGAAUGCGCGAAAUUAAUUCCGCUUUCACCACCUUGAGAGGAGUGCUGCCUAGGUUUGCUACCGCUCAGAUGGCAUCAAUGACAAAAAUUACGACGUUGCAGCUGGCCUCGUCGUACAUCCGAGCGCUCUCAAACAUGCUAAAGGAGUCCGAGAAAGAUAAUCUGAUGAAUGAUGGCACGCAUCAGAAGACCUCAGCAUCAUCAUCAGUUGGCCGACCAAAUUUGGCCCCACACGAGUUCAACAAUAACACCAGUUUAUCAAACAUGAAUUUUGAGUCAGAAGAUAAAAAAAACAGCGCUUGGGAUGUGAAAUUCGAGUCAAAAGAGAACACCAGCUGCAGCGAUGAGGCAGCAGCCGGGGCGGACUUUUCUUUGGACACAUUCUUGGCUAGAGAAGCGGCCGAUGCCUCGUCCUGCGCUGUAGCCGGACCCCGGCUACAGCCAAACUCCGACGAUCAGCAACAUAACGACGAAGAAAUUAUCUUGUGGAACGACAUAAGCUCUGAUCAAAACUUCAACUGGGAUUCAAAUUAACAGGUGACGUCGAUGCCAGCGAAAGUUCAGUGGAUGUUGGAAGCCCUCCACCACUCCUCCAGGAUGGAUGGAUGGAUGGAUGGAUGAUCUCGCAGUGUGAUGGCAACGUUCAUUUACUAUUUAAUAUGAUGCGUUAUGCAUGAAAUAAGAAUAGAAAUUAUUUAUUUUCUGAGCUUAGGUAAACUUCCUUAUAAUUUUUCUAAAACUAAAGCGAAAUUCGAAGUCUUUCGCAGUUCGAGGGGAGUCCAUUCAUGUAUACAACGUGAAUGCAAAUGAAUGCAUUCAUGUAUAUUAUAUUUUAUCCAAUUGGUCUAUUUAGAGCGACAAUAAUUGUAUACAUUAUUAACGACUACUGUGUUAAAUAUUGUUGAAUUUUGCGUAAAGUGUCUCAUUCGCGGGUCCUAAUUUAUCAUGAAUGUAACUGAGUACCGCAGAGCAUAGAUGGUUAUUACGUCUUAAUAGAAAACGCUGGGCUGAAUUGACUCUAGUCCAUGGAAAUAAGUGAUCUUCUUAAUGAAUUUCAAUGAAUUAGCAAUUCGUUCUAGGAUAGACUACUUUGUCGUCGUACCUCUUAUAAGCCUCCAAAUAUUCCAUGGUCAAUUUAAAGCAAGUAAAUUUCGUGAGAAUUUAUAAUGUAUGCAUCGAAUUUCUAUUUAAUAUUAAUGUUUUGUUAUAUAGUGUUGAAUACUCUGUCAUACAUUGUGAUAUUAACUCAAGUUCUAAAAUUUUCAGUCAUAAAAUUGCUGAGAAAAUUUGCAUAAGCUUGACGUGCAUAAAUUCCGUCGCACUUAAAAUCUUUUGGAUCAUUUAGUGAAUUUUCCAUAAUUCAUUUUACAAAUUCUGAUUUCUUCUGUUCCAUUUUUUAACCAUGCUUGAUAGUUUCAUUACAAUAAAAUAAUUUGUGAGAAAUU
Messenger RNA from Hyalella azteca, 2240 nucleotides. RefSeq lists its product as uncharacterized. The transcript has 2 exons. NCBI's taxonomy places the organism in Eukaryota, Metazoa, Arthropoda, Malacostraca, Amphipoda, Hyalellidae. The record is from RefSeq and is a predicted model, not a curated record. Gene Ontology annotation, molecular function: protein dimerization activity. The coding region runs from base 304 to 1329 and encodes 341 amino acids.